AAGAGAAGGAGGGAGGUCGGGAGGAUGCAUAGAGGGAGUGACCGCCUUGUCGCACUCCCUCGCGUAAACACACGGAGGAAAUCAUCUCAACAGUCGCAACAAAGUGUCGUUUACCUGCUCUCUUCCUCCGGGAGACGAAAGGUUGGGAUAUUAUGGCCGCACUUUCGUCACAGAUCCGAGGACUUUCGUGCGACGAGAGUGAAUCCAGAAUCCUUAAAGUGAAAGUUAUUGCAGGGAUGCACCUGGCUAAAAAAGAUAUACUUGGGGCAAGUGAUCCGUAUACAAGACUGUCACUCUAUGAUCCCAUCAGCGGGGAAAUAGCAAGUGUCCAGACUAAAACAAUUAAAAAGUCACUGGAUCCAAAAUGGAAUGAGGAAUUCUAUUUUAGAGUCCAUCCCAGGAAGCACCGCCUGCUGCUGGAGGUGUUUGAUGAGAACCGCCUGACACGUGAUGACUUUCUGGGACAGGUGGAUGUUCCUCUCAAUCAGAUACCAACAGAAAAUCCUAAUGCACAAAGGCCUUACACAUUCAAGGAUUUUCUGCUUCACCCCAGAAGUCACAAGUCCAGAGUUAAGGGCCAUCUGCGACUCAAAAUGACCUACAUGCCAAGAAACGGGGGUUCAGACGAGGAACCAACAGAUCAGAAUGACAACACAGAUCCUACAUGGGAGUUUUUGGAAUCUCAGGACAUGUCAGGCCCUAUGCAGAGCGAGCAGACACCUGUUCUGCCCCCUGGCUGGGAGGAGCGUCAGGAUAACCUCGGAAGAACCUUCUAUGUCCACCAUGAGAGCCGAACUACACAGUGGCGACCGCCGACGUUACAAGACAAUAAUGUGGACACAAGGCGACAACCCAGUACAAGAGAGACGGCGCAGAAUUAUAUUACACGCAGACAGAUCUCAGACCCUGAUGAGACCUCUGCGCAAGAUGAGGAAUGGGACGUUUUUAGAGAAGACGAAUUCUGUUUGAACCAGGGCAACCAGCUCACAUCGCCCCCACCUCAGAUGCCCCCGGAGAUGCAGAUGUUGAAUGACGAGCUAAGAAACUUUUAUAUUACAGGGGCCACAGCUUGCGAGCACCAGGUGGAUCAUGCGUGUAAUUCGAGCCAUUCCGUGCGCACAAGAAGUUUUCACACGUCACCAGCAGAGGAGCAUCCUGUUAAUUCUGUGGUGCUUGGGACCUCUGGGGGGCUGUCUCCAGGAUGGGAGGAAAAGAGAGACAGUAAAGGAAGACGCUAUUAUAUCAACCACAACACCCGAACCAGCUCGUGGAUACGGCCCCAGGUGCAGAGAACACAUUCAGCAUCAGCGGCCACACAGAGCAGGGCUAGUACACCACCCUUACCGUCCGUCCCCCCUGAAGCAUCUCCACAGCACACUCCGAGCCCGGAAGCCGCACCUGAAUCUGGCUCCAUGCCAGUUGGUUGGGAGGUCCGCAGUGCUCCCAAUGGAAGACCCUUUUUCAUUGACCACAAUACAAAGACUACAACCUGGCAAGAUCCCAGGCUUACGAUUCCUGUUCGUGUGAGGAGUAGACCCACACUUGACCCCUCCGAUCUCGGCCCAUUGCCACCUGGUUGGGAGGAGAGGGUCCACACAGAUGGGAGGAUAUUCUACAUUGAUCACAACACCAAGACCACACAAUGGGAUGAUCCUAGGUUACAAAACUCAGCAAUAACUGGACCAGCAGUGCCUUAUUCCAGAGAUUAUAAGCAGAAAUAUGACUACUUCCGCAAGAAGUUGAAGAAACCAGACAACAUCCCGAAUAGAUUUGAGAUGAAGGUGAGACGAAAUGCAGUGCUGGAGGACUCAUACCGGCAAAUCCUCCUAGUUAAGCGGCCAGACUUGUUGAAAGCACGACUGUGGGUGGAGUUUGAGGGAGAAACCGGUCUGGACUAUGGAGGCUUGGCCCGGGAGUGGUUCUUCCUCAUGUCCAAAGAGAUGUUCAACCCCUACUACGGACUCUUUGAAUAUUCUGCCACGGACAACUAUACACUGCAGAUUAAUCCCAACUCAGGUCUAUGCAACGAGGACCAUCUGACUUACUUCAAGUGUAUUGGCCGUGUGGCAGGCAUGGCCGUCUGGCAUGGAAAACUGCUUGAUGCUUUCUUCAUUCGGCCUUUCUACAAGAUGAUGCUGCAGAAACCCAUAACCCUGCAGGACAUGGAGUCCGUUGAUAGUGAAUAUUUUAAUUCACUAAAGUGGAUUUUGGAGAACGACCCAACUGACCUGGAUUUGAUGUUCACCAUUGACGAGGAACUCUUUGGACAAACUCACCAGCAUGAGCUGAAGCCCGACGGUGCAGAGAUUGUUGUCACUAAUGACAACAAGAAGGAAUACAUCCAUCUUGUGAUGCAGUGGCGCUUUGUAAACCGAAUCCAGAAGCAGAUGACUGCCUUCAAGGAUGGAUUUUUUGAGUUAAUCCCUCAAGAUCUGAUCAAGAUCUUUGACGAGAACGAGCUUGAGUUGCUCAUGUGUGGUCUCGGAGAUGUGGACGUGAACGACUGGAGACAGAACACCAAGUACAAGAGUGGCUACAACUCCAACCACGUAGUUAUCCAAUGGUUUUGGAAAGCAGUACUGCUGAUGGAUGCCGAAAAGCGAAUUCGUCUCUUGCAGUUUGUGACUGGAACCUCCAGAGUCCCGAUGAACGGUUUUGCAGAACUUUAUGGAUCUAAUGGUCCACAACGGUUCACCAUUGAGCUGUGGGGAACGCGUGACAAACUCCCCCGAGCACACACAUGCUUUAACCGUCUGGACCUUCCACCCUACGAGUCGUUUGAGGAACUAAGGGAGAAACUUCACAUCGCCAUCGAGAAUGCACAGGGCUUCGACGGCGUGGAUUAGUCUAUUCGCGGAUACAAAAGUGAGAAGCCAAGCGGCGCCGGAUGUUGUGAAGUUCCAAAUUACAGCUGUCGGCUGUAAGACGCACAAAGGGCCGACACGUAGCCCUCACUUCGGUCAACACAAGGAAUGGCGACGUCUGGAGUGAAAGGUGUCUUAUCGCUGCUAGUGUUCUGAAUUUUACAAAUCAGGGUCUUUUCAUUUAAUGUGAAAUGACAAACACUAGCCAUGAGACCAGAGCCAUAUUAAAAGUUUUCAGGGUGUCUGUGGACUUGCCCCCUUAUGUCCAAUCGCCUGUAUUAUUGCUUUGGAAGUUGCUGUGAGCCAUUGAAAUAAAUGUUUUUUUUUUGUUUUCAUCUAAUGUAGAUUUAAAUCAAAUAAUAUCUUUUUAAUGCCUAUUUGGCGGCCGAGCAGUGUGGGACCCUGUGCAAGCCUGUGCAUUAUUCCGACCCUGCAUGGGACUAUUACGUAUAACCAAAACAUUAAUCUCAUGGCUUUGGUUUCACAUUACACUUUUAUGAAAGUUGUCCUUCUACUUCACUUUAGCAAAGUAACGUCAUGUAAAAAGUAAAGAGUUAAUUGUGUAAGUGACAAGUAUUGUGGGUCCAGGUGUGUAAUCACUGCCCGCGUCUAAUAGUAAUUUAAACAUUUUUUUUAAAAUGAAUAACAGGCAUGACAGUGAAGUCAUCCGAUUCAUUAGUGAAUUAAACUGGUGCCUCGAGAUACGAGUUUAAUUUGAUCCGUGACCACGCUCGUAACCCAAAACACUUGUAUCGCAAGUCAUAAUUUCUCAUUGAAAUUAAUGGAAAAGCCAUUAAUCUGUUCCAGCCUGAAACAAAAACAAGAAAAUAUUUUCGAGUGUGUUUUUUAAUAAGAAAAAAUAUUAUAUAUUGUACUUUAUAAAAACAUACAAUAUUGACAUUAUUAGAAUGUAAAUAAUUAAACAGUUUUUGGACAAUGGACUCUGCUAGUCCUUCUAGUGUGUGUAUGUUUUGACCACCUGAGGGCAGUAUAAUGCAGAUAGAAUCAGAAUCAUCUUUUUUAUUGUCAUGAACAUGAAAUUUGUUCUCUGCAUUUAACCCAUCACGGUUAACACAUGUUAGUGGAACACACUGGAGCAGGGGGCAGCUGAAGCGCCUGGGGAGCAUUUCAGGGUAUCAGUGUCUUGCUCAAGGACCCCACAGCCGUGAGUCCGGGGGAUGUUGGCGGAUGGUCCGGUCGGGGUCUUGAACCUAGGUCCCCCACGGUGGCAGGCGAUGAUCUUAACCAUUGGGCCACGGCUGCCCAUGGUUUCCGUAUACAUGGAAACGGGUCAGUCCUCAGCAAGCCACACUAAUAUUACCUGAAGUCUUUCGUAGAGGAUUAAAAAAAAAAUGUAUGCCCGGGAGUACUAUUAUACUAGCUUUAUACAUAUCUUGCCCCACUGUUUGUGUUCAAAUAUUCAUUGUUUGAAGGGUUAUUACACCACCACAUAGAUGCUAUUCAAUAGCCUGGCGUUUGUUUUAGCAUUAAGCUUGUGGGCUUAAAGGCAAUAUCGUGUGGUUGUUUUGAAUGCACAAUGUUUAAUUCCCUUUGUUUUUUGUUGAGCUUGACACUAAACUUCAACUGGGAUUGACAAUGAACAGCUUGAGUUUUCUUUUUUUAACAAUUUUUCAUUACUGUAUCUGCCAAACUGCUGCUUGUUGCGAAGUUAGUUGAUUGACUGGCACCGCGAGUUUUUGCUCGCAAGUCAAAGCAAAAGGCGGCAGAACAACGGCUCAUAUCUCGAAAAACUCGUGAGUCGGGUCACUCAAAUCUCAAGGCACCACUGUAUUCUUAAAUUAAAAUCUAAUCCGACAUUGAAGUCUUUUUUUCCUUGAAACAGGGGUAAAAUGUAUUGUUUCUAUUAAGUUGUAUACAUGCUUUUACAUUAUUCAUUCCAGUAUAUUAGACACAUCAAGGUGGGAAGUGUAUGCCCCUUAAAAACACAAAAUGUGUGGGGUAAGUGCAAGUAAGCCAAGUAUGUGUAGUUUAAUGGAGUUAGAAAUGUACCAAUGCCAGGACCAGUUCAAUGCUUGACGAAUUCUAGUCCACAUCCGUGUCUGUGUGCAGAUGCAAAGUAGUUUGAGUAUGUUACAGUACUAUGCAUCAUUUUAUAUGCCUCUCUUAUUAGACACAAUUAAAUUGUUGCCUCCUACAAAAUGAUGAAGCUUUUAUUAUGGCUGUACAAGUCACUCAAAGCCGGUCCACCGCUACAUAAAUCAGCCUUUUUGUUUUUUUCUGCUCAUUGUGAAGCAUGUUCCAACACGUGACUGUAUCAUUUAGCAGGAGUCUCACUGCAGCACUCAAUUGAAAACUGUGUUUAUGUGCAUUGACGAAUUGUCUACAUAUCAUACUGUGUAUCCACAAUGGACUUUUCAUACAGUGGUAGGUCUAUAGGUUUUUAAACAAUGUUUUAUUCUUUUCUCAAUGGUAAGAUGUGUUUACACCGCAUGCUGUGUUUAGAGGUUGUUGACAAGGGCGGGUGUUGUGGGCUGGUUCUCGUCACUGACAACAAAGCUAUGUGAUGCUUUUAUAAAGUUGCGCACUUUGUAUCAACAAGUCUUACUUCUGGAGUGUCACCUGCACACUUCUUAAAAUGAUCCUCUGCUUCAAGUGCACCUGUGGAAAAGUUUACAUGUGAACAUUGCUGAAAUGAAGCACAUUCUUUUCUUUGUCUCUCGUAUUGAAAACGAUAUAUGGUCUCUCUUUUGUCAUGUACAAUAGCUAUCCUUUAUGUUCUAAUCCUGAAAAGCAAGUACUGUUAUGUUAAUUUCGUCGAUGAGAUAAUAACACUUAAUAUCUGGACUGACAUUUUCUUUAAAAUGUCACCUGUAAGUCCAUUAUAGCUAACAUUCAUGCUACAUAAUAUAUAUUAAAAUAGUUUAAAGUGUGGAAUGAAAUAUAGUUUUCGAAAUUUUAAUUUGCUGAUAGCACAGCAAACAAAUUGAGAUAUAUUUCACUAAUAAAGCAAUGUAAAAACAACUGCAUCUCCAUCA
Phycodurus eques (leafy seadragon) is the source of this 5860-nucleotide messenger RNA. It is a transcript of the gene nedd4a, whose product is annotated as NEDD4 E3 ubiquitin protein ligase a. The coding region runs from base 153 to 2846 and encodes 897 amino acids. The transcript is spliced from 29 exons. Gene Ontology annotation, molecular function: ubiquitin protein ligase activity; sodium channel inhibitor activity; protein binding. NCBI's taxonomy places the organism in Eukaryota, Metazoa, Chordata, Actinopteri, Syngnathiformes, Syngnathidae. The record is from RefSeq and is a predicted model, not a curated record. Gene Ontology annotation, biological process: receptor internalization; neuromuscular junction development; ubiquitin-dependent protein catabolic process.